AGAGCCUCUCCCUUACUAACUCUUUCAGGCAUCCAGGUACACAGUAAAUGCUUUAUAUGCCUGGAAAAAAUAUCUAGUGUACCUUAAAGCUUUGUCUAGGCUAGAUUAAAGUAAACAAUCUUUUUCUUUCUAAAACGGGAUCAUGACCUGUAAAUUGCUUCAAGCAGCUGUGUGCUCCACCUUACUAAUAGAAGUACUGGGAGCACCAUUUCUGAUGGAGGAUCCAGCAAACCAGUUCCUACGCCUGAAAAGACAAGUUGUACACUUACAAGAUUUCUGGGACCCAGAUCAGCACCCAGCUGGGAGGGGACUCUCGCUGGCUGAUGAGGUUUGGGAAGAAUGGACUUCUUUGAAAGCAAGUGCAGACCGCUAUUUUGACAUGACCACAUUGGCCUUUGAUGUAUCUGCUGCCCAGUAAAUGUAUGAGAAUGGUGAAAAGGAGGAAAAAUAUAUAUAUGGUAGGAGUUACCAUGACAGUGUGCUCAAACCUCAGGCUUGGGGAAACACGGGUAGAUUCAAUGCAGCCUUUGCUACAUUACUUAUUAUGUCUAUCUCAUGGAGGUUUGGAAAGGAGCAAUUGUGAAAACGCUUGCAUGCACCUGGAUGGAACUGGAAGUUCUUCAUAAAUGCCCACUCUUGAGAGAGAAAAUAAAGACUAAAGUAAAAGAAUUUGCUCAAAGGGGCACUUUUCUGAGACAUGGGAUGCAAAAUCAAAGUAACAGUGUCAUUAAAACAUUCUGUUCACUGCUCCAA
Messenger RNA from Meriones unguiculatus (Mongolian gerbil), 753 nucleotides. RefSeq names its product chromosome 17 C3orf85 homolog (gene C17H3orf85). The record is from RefSeq and is a predicted model, not a curated record. The transcript is spliced from 3 exons. Lineage: Eukaryota; Metazoa; Chordata; Mammalia; Rodentia; Muridae. Bases 143 to 418 code for a protein of 91 amino acids.